AUGGCUGAGAUGGGUGGGCAUGAAGUGUCUGUGGUCAAUACACAGGCCCAGCCUGAUGUUGCUGAGGUCCCACAUGGACCAGCAAGGUUCCAGUGGACUGAUGCAAUUUUAGAUUUCAUGUUGCGCCAUUUUGUACAAUUUGUUCAGCAGGUUCUCAAGACUGAGAAGGGAUUCAAGGAGGUGCACCUAAACUCGGUGGCAAGGGAUGUGGCUGAGUACAGUGGACAACCUUGCACGGGCAACCAGGUUGUGGCGACUUGA
Molecule: messenger RNA, 261 nt
Organism: Miscanthus lutarioriparius
Lineage: Eukaryota; Viridiplantae; Streptophyta; Magnoliopsida; Poales; Poaceae
Source: the annotation of a GenBank genome assembly